This is a messenger RNA of Contarinia nasturtii (swede midge), 519 nucleotides long. Its product is annotated as chromobox protein homolog 3-like. The transcript is spliced from 4 exons. Gene Ontology annotation, cellular component: nucleus. Bases 1 to 519 code for a protein of 172 amino acids. NCBI's taxonomy places the organism in Eukaryota, Metazoa, Arthropoda, Insecta, Diptera, Cecidomyiidae. The record is from RefSeq and is a predicted model, not a curated record.
AUGAGCCGCAAAUACACAGUGGAAAAGAUAUUAAAAAAACGUGUCGAUAAAGGCCAAAAGGUUUUUUACUUCCUUAAAUGGGCUGGCUAUACUCGUCCAUCUUGGGUUCCAGCUGAGAAUAUGUUUUGCGACGAUUUUUUGCGUGAAUUUGAAAGACCGAUUAUAAAAGAUGCCAAGCGACAAGGAAAUCAAAUUUUUUAUUUGGUUGACAUUGAAGGAAAAGAGGGAGAAAAAUUUGCAAGUGACGAUUUGGAAGAUCAUAUCAAAAUCGAAUGGUUGGAAACUAAAAUCGAAUGGGUGCAAAAUGAUGAGCCUGAUAACAAUCAUGACGACGAUGAAUAUGAAAUUCGCAUUUGUAUUGGAAAUGCAGAGCAAAUUCUCUACGUCACAAAUGCUAAUGGUUCACUCCAGUAUUGGAUUCGUUUUGCAAAUGGAAAUUGCAAAUUCGUAUCAGCUGCCGAAUGCCGCGUCAAAUUUCCCGAACUUGUACUACAGUACUUAGAAGAAAACCUAGUUUGA